CUAGCCAUCGCUCAUCUGUCCUCCUUUUUUCCAGAUAUUCAGAGUGGUGUGCAUCUGUUUGGGUAAUCCACCAGAGACGUUUACCUGGGAGUAUCGAGACAAAGAUAAAAACUAUCAGAAGAUUGGCCCCAUAACACCUUUGAAGUUUUACAAGGAACAUGUCAAGCCACUCUUCAAUAUGGAAGAUAAGAUUUGUUUAGUGAAUGACCCUCGGCCCCACCACAAGUACAGCAAACUUUACACGGUGGACUACUUAAGCAACAUGGUUGGAGGGAGGAAAACUCUAUAUAACAACCAGCCCAUUGACUUAUUGAAAAAGAUGGUUGCUGCCUCCAUCAAAGAUGGAGAGGCUGUAUGGUUUGGCUGUGAUGUUGGAAAACACUUCAGUGGCAAGUUGGGCCUCAGUGACACGAAUGUCUAUGACCAUGAGUUAGUGUUUGGUGUCUCCAUGAAGAACAUGAAUAAAGCUGAGAGGCUGACUUUUGGUGAGUCUCUUAUGACCCACGCCAUGACCUUCACUGCUGUCUCAGAAAAGGAUGAUCAGGAGGGUGCUUUCGUGAAAUGGAGAGUGGAAAAUUCGUGGGGUGAAGACCAUGGCCACAAAGGUUACCUGUGCAUGACAGAUGAGUGGUUCUCUGAAUAUGUCUACGAAGUGGUGGUGGACAGGAAGCAUGUCCCUGAAGAGGUGCUAGCUGUACUAGAGCAGGAACCCAUUGUCCUGCCAGCCUGGGACCCCAUGGGGGCUUUGGCCGAGUGAUACUGCCUCCAGCUUUUCCUCCUCCCAUGGGACCUGAAGUAGCUGCAAAGGACAGAUCCAGGGACUGAAGCCAGAGUUACACAGGUGACUGUGUGUGUUCCCACGGGACACAGUCAGACUCUUGGAUUUCUCCUCCAGGAACCUCUUUGGGAAAGUGUGCUUUAUAGUGAAACAAAAUAUUCUCUAAAGAAAAAAAGGGAAAGAUCAGGUCGUACUAUCUACUCCCCUCAUCGCCAACAGCUCAGGAUCUCUUAGCAUUUUAAUCAGAUGUAAUUGUUUGUCUUAACUCUGUCACACCAGUUCGGUUCAGUGUCUGUUUUACAAGGCAGGAGAGGAUGAGCAAUUGAGGUGUGUGGAGAGAAAAUGGACUUACUGCUCCUUGUUCCUAGAGUAGAGUGGGGGGAGGGUGCCCUAAUAUUUGAGCUCUCAAAACUGCAUGCUGCCUGACAGUAACACUGUCCCUCCUGGGUGGCAGUCACUGAAUUCGGAUUUUUCAAGGUAGUUUCAUGUGCCUCUAAUAGCCCAGGAUCGGGAGGUUGAUCAAAACUGACAUGAUUCCUUCCUGUUGUUCUGAACUGUGGGGGAGCACAGCUCUACUUGAGUCAUGGUUAAGUAGAGGGUUGGAGAAAGUAGGUGAGAGAACAACCACAACCUUAUCAUGAUCUGAAUUUUAAUCAUUAGAGGGAGCUCUCGCCAAGCGGUUUAACUUCUGCCUCUGGGUUUGGGAGUUGGGUGGGCAUGAAAAGGGGAUAUCCAUUUUUUCUGACAACUAGAUGGUGCUGAGAAGCUUUUGAAUAAAACACUUUGCUAAAUGAGA
Delphinapterus leucas (beluga whale) is the source of this 1574-nucleotide messenger RNA. NCBI's taxonomy places the organism in Eukaryota, Metazoa, Chordata, Mammalia, Artiodactyla, Monodontidae. The record is from RefSeq and is a predicted model, not a curated record.